AUGGAGCCCGAACGCACCGCUAGAGCUCUGCUGGUGUGUUGCAGUGCAUUAUGGGUAGUCAGCUCCUCCAGGGUUCAAGCUCCUCCCCCUCGCUGUGACUCCAGGCUGGCGUUCUCCUCGGAGGUGUCCUCGUCUGACGGGAACGGGGACAUCCACCUGAGAUCUUUGUCUCCGUGGAGCUGGAGGUCGUCCACGGUGACCCACCGGAUCCCCUCCACGAUCUGGGAGGCCAAGUGCGGCAGCAGCUCCUGCUCUGGUCCCGGCGCCGGACGGGACCUGAACUCCGUCCCCAUCUACCAGAGCCUCCUGGUUCUGACCCGGCGGGAGCGAGAGCGCUGCUUCACCGCCUCGUACCGCUCGGUGGCCGUCGGCUGCACUUGUGUCAGGGCCAGAACCGGGCGGGACUGAACCGGCUCUACCGGGACCCGAGGCGUCAUCGGAACUAGAACCUCAACGGACUGAAUUGGACCCAGUCCAACCAGAACCAACCCGAUUACAACAAAAACCAUUGGAAUCUGAACCGUAACAUUGAUUUGAGUCCAAACACAAAGACGCUGAACCAAAACACCCGGAAACCCGGUGAACGUGAAGGUGACCCUCUGAACCAGAACCAGAACCCCUGAACCCGAGUGGAACCAAGAGACCAACGUUCCUCGUGUAGAUUGAGCGUUUUUUCAUGUUUCCUUUUCUUGUUUUGGGAUUUUGUCUCUUUAAUAAUAAAACGAUUAAAA
Messenger RNA from Gasterosteus aculeatus aculeatus (three-spined stickleback), 731 nucleotides. It is a transcript of the gene il17a/f2, whose product is annotated as interleukin 17a/f2. Gene Ontology annotation, molecular function: cytokine activity. NCBI's taxonomy places the organism in Eukaryota, Metazoa, Chordata, Actinopteri, Perciformes, Gasterosteidae. Gene Ontology annotation, cellular component: extracellular region. The record is from RefSeq and is a predicted model, not a curated record.